CGACCAAUCAGUGUCAGCGGAGAAACUUCAGAGUGGAACUGCAGGGUUAGGAUUUCAGAGUUGAGAGAGCGAUUUGGCACUUACACAAAGAGCACGAUCAUCUGUCCUCCUCCUAAAACGCUACCCGUGCUUUUUUACAUGCCUGUCCUUUUAUACCCACUUCUGAGCAACAGCGCGACGCAUUAGAAGCUCCGGGAUGUACACGGCCGGGCUCAAUCCGUUUUAUGCAUCAAACUUCAGCCUCUGGUCCGCGUACUGCGCGGGGGGCUUCGCUGUGGAUACCAUGAAGAAACCCUCGUUUUGCAUCGCAGACAUUUUGCAGGCUGGAGAUGCGGAGAACAUCUCAGGAUCGUCGGCCCUCAUGGUGCACAUGGGACACCACCACCAUCGCGCACAGCAGGGGCACUCGGGCAACUCUCCGCUGCGCCCUUCUCCCGUUGCGCCGGAGCCGUACGGUGCCAGGGUGAAUCCGGCGUCACCCUACCACAGACACGGACUACAACUAACAUCAGUACCCAGAACGGCAUUUAACUCCCAACAAGUCCCCCCGCCUUCAAGCAAAGACCUCAAAUUUGGAAUUGAUCGGAUACUGUCAACAGACUUUGAUCCAAAAUGCAAAGAAAAGUCGUCACUAAGAGAUCUCGCAUCCAUCGUUAGCUCGAACCGUCAGUCAGGCAUCCACGUCCCCGUUCAGCCUUCAGCCAGCCAGUUCUUCUCCUCCAUAGACCACGGGAUGAGCGACGCGUCCUCCAUGAUGAGUUCACUAGGCAGCAGCAGCAGCAGACAAUCAGGCCAGCAUCAGUUUCAGGACACCUUCCCAGGUCCAUACGCUGUCCUCACAAAAGACACGAUGCCUCAGACGUACAAGAGGAAAAGGUCAUGGUCCAGAGCAGUGUUUUCAAACCUGCAGAGGAAAGGACUGGAGAAAAGAUUUGAAAUACAGAAGUACGUCACCAAGCCAGACAGAAAGCAGCUGGCUGCCAUGCUGGGACUGACAGACGCUCAGGUGAAGGUUUGGUUUCAGAACAGACGCAUGAAGUGGAGACACUCCAAAGAAGCGCAGGCCCAGAAGGACAAGGAGAAGGACGAGAAGGGCGAGAAGAGUCUGUCUGAGUCCGGCGGCAGGGAGCCCAAAGAGCCGCUGGAGUCUGAGUGUGAGAGCGAAGGCGGGAGCGAUUGUGAAUCCGACGAGGCCGGGGAGGAAAGCGCUGAUGGACACUUGGACAUUUCUGAGCACAAUAAGCCCAGCGUGAUCAUGAGCGGGAGCGCGCCGGCGAGCAGCACAGAGACGGUGGCCACAGUCACAGACACAGCGGCAUCACAGGUGCUAAUAUGAGGACGUAUUUAGGUCACGAACAAUCAUUAGAAGAAUGAGAAUUUAUUAAAAAAAACAAAAAAUCUGACAGAAGAACGACAGUAUGUUCAGACGCCGGGGAAGCAGUAUCACUUCCCGCUGCUGUGGUGGAGAAGUUAAGCUUGAAAGGUCGGUUUAAUUCCUGGAAACACGUGACGCAAAUAGACAGCUUUAUUGCAAAAUACACCCAGCAUGCUGCAGAUUAUGGUGUGAAUUUUACUAAAUUUGAUCUCUGUUUUGGCCUUAUAAUAAAACCACAGUGCACGUAAAGUUUAAAGAAAAAAGAAAAGAAAUAAAAGGCAGACUUCCGGCCUCCUCCAGUGUCUGCUUACUGUCGUUUUCCUCUCAAGAGCUUCUGUGUGCAUGAUGUUUUCCUCAUGCGAAGGAAAUACGGGGUUGUGAAUUUUAUUUUGAGGUUAUGAACCACUCGUUUCACGUUAUGAAUGAGAUAUCAGGAACAUCCACGCCG
This is a messenger RNA of Haplochromis burtoni (Burton's mouthbrooder), 1823 nucleotides long. It is a transcript of the gene hlx1, whose product is annotated as H2.0-like homeo box 1 (Drosophila). The record is from RefSeq and is a predicted model, not a curated record. Gene Ontology annotation, molecular function: DNA-binding transcription factor activity, RNA polymerase II-specific; sequence-specific DNA binding. Lineage: Eukaryota; Metazoa; Chordata; Actinopteri; Cichliformes; Cichlidae. The transcript is spliced from 4 exons. Gene Ontology annotation, biological process: regulation of DNA-templated transcription. Bases 197 to 1336 code for a protein of 379 amino acids.